UCUACAGAUAGACAGACAGUCUAAAAAAAGCCAAAAGCCAAACAAAGCUGUCUACCUUACCUUUUCUCACUAUUCCCAUUUUUAUUUUUAUUAAACCUUAUUUUCCUCUUCCUCUCCAUUUUUUCUUCUUUUUUACUUUUUUAUUUUUCCCCCUCUUACCCAAGUGAGGAAAGAAGAAGAAAAAUAAAUAAGGUACUUACCCAAUUUCAACACCUGCAACCCGCUGGAAUUUUGUCGGCGCUUUAUCCUCCCACUUUAUUCCGCUCGGCGUCUUCUGCGUUCCGCGCACCAGACCAGACUCGAUACAGCAGGCGCCCCAACCAGGUUCUGCGACAGAAUUUACAGCCUACUACAACCCAGAGCCUCUCCGCUCAACGCCAGAUCAAGUAUAGGUCGUCGGCACCACGACCAAAACAGUAUCUCCACCAAAUUUGCCUUUUUCGUUCGUGAUACAAUCGUCGUACCUUGAAAAAAAAUUGAAAUCCAAAAAAAUGGCCGACAUCACAGACCAACACGAUCAAACCUCGCCUACCGAACUUGAUGAAUCUCAUGUCGGAAAUGGCAAUGCCGGGCCUGCAGAGAACCGUGGCAUAAAGCGCCAACGCGCCAGCAUUGCCGAUGACGAUGAUGAUGAUGAUGAGAAGGGUGGUCGCGAGCGUCGCAAAAUUGAGAUCAAGUUUAUUAGUGAUAAGUCGCGUCGCCACAUCACCUUCUCGAAGCGCAAGGCUGGUAUUAUGAAGAAGGCAUACGAACUUUCCGUUCUUACCGGUACCCAAGUUCUAUUACUAGUCGUGUCCGAGACUGGACUGGUGUAUACCUUCACCACCCCCAAGCUACAGCCUCUGGUCACCAAGGCCGAGGGCAAGAAUCUGAUCCAGGCCUGUCUGAACGCCCCUGAGCCUUCCCAAGGGAACGAGAAUGGAAUUGAUGACUCCAACCACGUUGAGUCGCCUGAGGAGCCCCCUAACUCACACCUACCUCCUCAAACAAGCCGACCUGGAAUGCCAUCGCAUAUGCCGCCAAACUACGUAAACCCCGUAUUGGACCCGUCAUCUGCUAUCGCGUACCAAAACUACAUGCACCAACACCAACAACAACAGCAACGUCCGCAAUUUGGCAUGCCGUCACAGGCUGGUAUGCCACAGCACACCUCACAUCAAUCUUGAUCGUUGCCACUUCGGCUACGACAUUGCCUUGCGCCUGAUACCCCGAAUUUAAUGCAUUCAUGAGGUUCUCUUUUUUUUAUUUAUUCGAGGCAUUCCUAACACAAGACUAUAAUUGCAAGGCUUCGGUGGUCCGGCGUUGUUGGGUCAUCGUGACUUAUCCUUUUCUCCUUUUUCCCGAUCUGCGCAGUGAGGCCAUCUUCUCUACUACAAUCCUAGUUUCGUCCAUCUUUCAUAUCAUAACAUUUUUCGCUGGUUGAAGUGGCAACCCAGCGAUUCGGUGAUUCCAACUUGAGUUCUAAGUAUCCAAUAAUUUUCAUCGCAUCU
Molecule: messenger RNA, 1490 nt
Organism: Hypoxylon fragiforme
Lineage: Eukaryota; Fungi; Ascomycota; Sordariomycetes; Xylariales; Hypoxylaceae
Product: MADS box protein
Exons: 3
Coding region: 492-1166 (224 amino acids)
Biological process (GO): positive regulation of transcription by RNA polymerase II
Molecular function (GO): protein dimerization activity; DNA-binding transcription factor activity, RNA polymerase II-specific; RNA polymerase II cis-regulatory region sequence-specific DNA binding
Source: RefSeq, a predicted model, not a curated record